This is a messenger RNA of Nematocida parisii ERTm1, 2288 nucleotides long. RefSeq lists its product as uncharacterized. The coding region runs from base 1 to 2202 and encodes 733 amino acids. The record is from RefSeq and is a predicted model, not a curated record. NCBI's taxonomy places the organism in Eukaryota, Fungi, Microsporidia. The transcript has a single exon.
AUGAAAAAAGAUCAGUGGUAUGAAACUAGAUACAUGCCAAUGAACUAUAAAUUACGAGCUACAGCAAUAGCAAUACUAAUACUAUUUAUGGGAUAUUUAGAGGCGAGGCCGACUAGAAUAGUAGAAGCACUCGCACAAGAUAUAGGAAGAACAAAAGAGCCGCCAUUAAUUAGGACACUUAAGAUUUUAGGUAUUGAAAGGCCAGAUGUUAAUUUAGAAGCUAUUGAGCUAAGACCAAAGAACAAUGGAGCUUUAAAAAUUGUGAAUAACAUGCACAGAUCCUUUAGCAUUAAUCUAUCUAAAUAUCACAAUAUAGCUUCUAGAAUUUUUGAUUUUGAAGACUCUAUUGUGUAUGAGAAUAUAGAACUUAUAGGAAGCGAUGAAAUUAAUGAAAAAGAUUCAAGUAGCCGAAAAGCACAGAAAGACAUUUGCAUGAAAUUUAUACGCGCAUUUAGAAACUUAAAAGCCAUUCGGGUAUCUAUAAAGAAUAUUUGGAUAAAGAAAGAGGACCAAUUACUUGGGAUUUUCGCAGAACUUACUAAUAAUAGAAUGAAAUUUCGGGCUAAUAUUAAAAAAAUAGUCUUUCAUAAUGUAAGCAAUUGUUUAGCUAUUCAGAUAUUAAAGCAUUAUGUUUUUGACAUCCCAGUUGAACUAGUAUUUUCUGGAAACAGAUAUAUCACUUGGAAUUUUUUAUCAAAUCUGCCAAAGCAUGGGAAAUAUAAAAGAAUAGAAAUAGAGCAGAUAGAUGGAAUUGAGAAUUUAAGCAGAAAUAAAAUUAAAAAGCUAAGAGAAAUAAUUCCAGUGUUGAAAAUUCAGACUCUCCCACCGGUUAGUAAUGUAAACGAGAUUCCCCCAGAGCUAGAGGGAAUCUUUGAGGGCGUAAUAGAGACAACAAAUUCUAACACAGUGCGUAGAUACAAAAAUUUAGCUAUAAAUAGAGCUGCGCUUCUACAGGAGAAUAAGAUAAUAGAACUGCUUGCAUAUAGUUCAGAUGACUUCAUUAUAGAUGGACAGAACAAUUCGUAUAUAGGGCAGCAAUCUAAUACAGCAGCCGAUCCUAGCUUUGAUGCAGAAAUGCAAGAGUUGCUAAAGGAUAAUCCAUAUACUUCUUUAAGAAGAGAAAUGCACUUCAACCACACACGAUCUGAAUAUGUGUAUGAGGUAACCAUUCGGUUUGAAACCCCAGUUAAAUUAACAGUUGCAUUCCUGAAGCAGAUCUUCUAUUGGUUUGAGAAGUAUAUUCCAAUCUGCACAAAAAUAACAAUUAAAAAUGUUACAAUGACAAAAGCCCUGGGCGAUGCCUUGGGCUCUGUAAAAAUAUAUGUAAUGUUUUUGCAGCAUCUAAAAUACGCAGCCAUUGAAGAAAUUAAUGGCGAGAAGUUAAAGCUGGAGCUACGAAAUGUAGACCUCUAUCAUAACGCAUCCGGUUUAACAAAAACAUCAUAUUCAAACCAUGAGCUGAGCACAAAAGUAUUUCCUGCUGAGCUAUACAUAAAAAAUAAUUUACAUUGUAAAGAGCGAGGACCAAAUAAUACUCCCUCAACUAUAAAAAUGGUUUAUCCUGGGGCGCAGAGCAAUGAUGCAGUUACGCUGUGCAUGGUCUGCGGAAUAAGCGCAUUCAUAAAUGAGGAGUCUAAAGAAGUAUGUAAAACCACUAUAGACAACCUUUCCAUUAAAGAAGUAGAAAACAUUACAUGGGAAGAAUUCUGUUCUAAAGACAACAGACAGUAUAUUGAAAAGCAUUUACAUCUUGCAUAUUUUAUGAAUUCGGAUAUUACUAUAACAAAAGAAAAUCUUUUUUCGCAUAUUAAAUGUUUCUUAACUAAACCAAUUGUGAUUCUCCCGGAGUGUAUGCAUACAAUAUGUGCAAAAUGUUUUUCUAAUUGGCAUAUGCACAUGCAAUCAACAGAAUCAUUGGUGCAUGAGAGAAAUAAUUUAGUUACCAUAUCAUGUCCAACCUGCCGGGGGGAAAACAGAAUUGCUACAUUCUUUCAAUACCCAGUUAGGACCUUCAAUGAAGCUGAUACGCCCAAAGCACAUAUAUAUCAAAGUGAGUGCCUUCAAUUUGGAAAGAAAAGUAUUAGAAAUUAUGUCUUUUAUGUGUGUGAUGGAUUUAAAAAUGAUGAUUAUUAUAGAGAAGUAAUCGGAUAUUUGAUUAAAAAAGAUGUGGUUAUAAGAAGUCCUGUGGUCUCGUCUAGUUAAAAUACUGCUUUUUGCACACUUAGUGUAUCAAGCUAAUUUAGCAUAUGCUAUACUAUGCAUUACAGCAUAGAAAAUAAGACAGAAAU